AUGGCAGAAGCAACAAAGAGGUAUGCAGUUGUUACUGGGGCAAACAAAGGCAUAGGAUUGGAAACUGUGAGGCAAUUGGCCUCAAAUGGAUUCACUGUAGUCUUAACUGCCAGAGAUGAGAAAAGGGGUCUUGAAGCUGCUAAGAAACUCAAAGAGUCUGGCCUCUCAGGUCAAGUGGUUUUCCAUCAACUUGAUGUGGCUAACCCUGCUACUGUUGCUUCCUUGGCAGAGUUCAUCAAAACCCAGUUUGGGAAACUCGAUAUCUUGGUGAACAAUGCAGGGAUUGGGGGAGCCAUAGGAGAUGCUGAUGCCUUUAUAGCUUUAUUAAACUCUUUGGAAAUGGAGAUAACCUACAAUACCGGUGUCCUACCUGUCGAAGAAUGGGGCUGCAAGGGUUAUGAAGUAUGCAGUUGUUACUGGGGCAAACAAAGGCAUAGGAUUGGAAACUGUGAGCAAUUGGCCUCAAAUGGAUUCACUGUAGUCUUAACUGCAGAGAUGAGGAAAAGGGGUCUUGAAGCUGCUAAGAAACUCAAAGGAGUCUGGCCUCCCAGAGUUCAUCAAACCCAGUUUGGGAAACUCGAUAUCUUGGUGACAAUGCAGGGAUUGGGGGAGCCACAGGAGAUGCUGAUGCCUAUAUAG
Prunus armeniaca (apricot) is the source of this 639-nucleotide messenger RNA. The record is from the annotation of a GenBank genome assembly. Lineage: Eukaryota; Viridiplantae; Streptophyta; Magnoliopsida; Rosales; Rosaceae.